AUCGGUAACUCAGGAAAUCCAAAUCUGAAUUUAAAGAUUUCAUUUCCUCCACCAAAACCACCUUCUUCUUCUUCUUUCUUUUUUUAUAAUAAUAAUUUCCGAUGGCGGAAUCCGGUCACCAAGACGCCGGCGAGUUUUGCAUCGGCGGCCGGAAUAAUAUCAACUAUGAUCCGUUGAAUUGGGGAGUGGCGGCCGAGUCGUUGAAGGGAAGCCAUUUGGAAGAAGUGAAGCGGAUGGUGGAGGAGUACCGGCGGCCGGUGGUGAAGUUGGGAGGAGAGACGCUGACGAUAUCUCAGGUAGCUGCGAUCGCCGCCAGGGAUUCCGGCGUGACAGUGGAGUUGUCGGAGUCGUCGAGAGGCGGCGUCGAGGCGAGCAGUAAGUGGGUGAUGGAUAGCAUGAAUCAAGGGACUGACAGCUACGGCGUCACCACCGGCUUCGGCGCCACCUCCCACCGCCGGACUAAAGAAGGUGGCGCUCUGCAGAGGGAGCUCAUACGAUUUUUGAAUGCGGGAAUAUUUGGAAAUGGUAUUGAAUCGAGUCACACUUUACCUCAUUCAGCAACAAGAGCGGCCAUGUUAGUUAGAAUCAACACUCUUCUUCAAGGCUACUCGGGCAUUAGGUUUGAGAUUUUGGAAGCUAUAACCAAACUUCUAAACCAAAACGUCACCCCAUGUUUGCCUCUUCGAGGAACUAUUACUGCUUCUGGAGAUCUUGUUCCUCUGUCUUACAUUGCCGGAUUGCUUACUGGCCGACCGAAUUCCAAAGCCAUUGGUCCAAAUGGAGAAAGUCUUGAUGCAAAGGAGGCUUUCAAAGAAGCUGGUAUUCCUUCUGGGUUCUUUGAGUUGCAACCUAAAGAAGGCUUGGCUCUUGUUAAUGGAACUGCUGUUGGUUCUGGGUUAGCCUCUAUUGUUCUCUUUGAGGCAAAUAUUUUGGCAGUUUUAGCUGAAAUUUUGUCUGCUAUUUUUGCUGAGGUUAUGCAAGGUAAGCCUGAAUUUACGGAUCAUUUAACUCAUAAGUUGAAACAUCAUCCUGGUCAAAUUGAGGCAGCUGCAAUCAUGGAACACAUUUUGGAUGGAAGCUCUUACAUUAAAGAAGCUAAGAAAUUGCAUGAAAUUGAUCCUCUUCAGAAACCAAAACAAGAUCGUUAUGCUCUUAGAACUUCACCUCAAUGGCUUGGUCCGUUGAUUGAGGUCAUUAGAUUUUCAACUAAGUCUAUUGAGCGUGAGAUUAAUUCAGUCAAUGAUAAUCCUUUGAUUGAUGUUUCAAGGAACAAGGCUCUACAUGGAGGUAACUUCCAGGGAACGCCAAUUGGAGUCUCAAUGGACAACACUCGCUUGGCCAUAGCUUCGAUUGGUAAGCUCAUUUUCGCUCAAUUUUCUGAGCUUGUUAAUGAUUUCUACAACAAUGGUUUGCCUUCGAAUCUCUCUGCAAGCAGAAACCCAAGUUUAGAUUAUGGAUUCAAAGGUGCCGAAAUUGCUAUGGCUUCAUAUUGCUCUGAACUUCAAUAUUUGGCAAAUCCAGUAACAAGUCAUGUCCAAAGUGCUGAGCAACAUAAUCAAGAUGUUAACUCUCUUGGUUUAAUCUCCUCAAGAAAAACAGAAGAAGCUAUUGACAUUUUGAAACUCAUGUCUUCAACAUUUUUAGUUGCACUUUGCCAAGCAAUUGACUUGAGACAUUUGGAAGAAAAUUUAAGGAGCAUAGUGAAAAAUACAGUAAGCCAAGUGGCCAAGAAGGUCCUUACCACCGAUGCUAAUGGAGCUCUCCACCCAUCGAGAUUUUGUGAGAAAGAUUUACUCAAAGUUGUUGAUAGAGAAUACACCUUUGCUUACAUUGAUGACCCAUGUAGUGUCACUUAUCCAUUAAUGCAGAAGUUAAGACAAGUUCUCGUAGAGCAUGCACUUGCAAAUGGAGAAGAUGAGAAGAACACAAAUAGUUCAAUUUUUCAAAAGAUUGGAGUUUUUGAAGAGGAACUAAAAGUUGUUUUACCCAAGGAGGUAGAAAGUGCAAGGUUUGCUUAUGAAAAUGGGAACUCUACCAUUAAAAAUCAAAUUAAGGAAUGUAGAUCAUAUCCACUUUACAAGUUUGUGAGAACAGAGUUAGAAACUGAGUUGCUUACCGGAGAGAAGGUAAAAUCUCCUGGAGAGGUGUGUGAGAAAGUGUUCGUAGCUUUAUGUCAAGGAAAGAUGAUUGAUCCGAUCUUAGAGUGUUUAAAGGAGUGGAAUGGUGCUCCAAUCCCUAUUUGCUAAUGUGAGCAUUAGGACCAUGAAAACAAAUAGUGCUUUGUUAUGUUUUUAUUCGUUUUUUCUUUCAUGUAAUUUAAUUAUGGCUUUUAUAUUUAUGUUCCUUCCUUGUACAACGAAAUAGUAUAUAUAUUUCAAACUUUUCUCCACGUUAAA
Messenger RNA from Benincasa hispida (wax gourd), 2396 nucleotides. Its product is annotated as phenylalanine ammonia-lyase-like. Gene Ontology annotation, biological process: L-phenylalanine catabolic process. Gene Ontology annotation, molecular function: ammonia-lyase activity. The record is from RefSeq and is a predicted model, not a curated record. Gene Ontology annotation, cellular component: cytoplasm. Lineage: Eukaryota; Viridiplantae; Streptophyta; Magnoliopsida; Cucurbitales; Cucurbitaceae.